This is a messenger RNA of Linum tenue, 1074 nucleotides long. Lineage: Eukaryota; Viridiplantae; Streptophyta; Magnoliopsida; Malpighiales; Linaceae. The record is from the annotation of a GenBank genome assembly.
UUUUUGCCCUUUCCUCAUCUUUUCUCCCAUUCUUGGGGGAAUACUGGAAACCCAACAAAAGGAAAAAAGUUUGCAUAUAUAAUCACAAUAUGACUAAUUCCAUAACACAAAUUUGAUCAGAAGGAAAAAAAACAUGGGCCGUGGAGUGAGCUAUGGCGGCGGUCGGAGUUCUUUGGGAUACUUGUUUGGUUCCGAGUCCGAGGGAGCUGGCCGGAGCAACAACUCUUCCUCUAGCUCCAAUAGUUCCCCACCACCACCACCUACUGCCAAAAAGGAGGAAACUACAAGAAGCCCAAUGGCUCGUCGGAAAGAAAGCAGUAGCAGCCCAAUCAAGUGGGAGGUCCAAGAAGCACCUUCGGCCCAACCUAGUCCAAAGUCUGAGGAAGCACGAAGCAACAACCCUUCCUCUAGCUCCAACAGUCCCUCACCACCACCACCUACUACCAAAAAGGAGGAAACUGCAAGAAGCCCAGUGGCUCGUCGGAAAGAAUUCAGUAGCAGCCCAAUCAAGUGGGACGUCGAAGAAGCACCUUCGGCCCAACCCGGUCACCUGAAAAACAACUACUAUAGGUCUGAAGGCCAGAAUUGUGGUAACUUCAUUACGGACCGACCGACGACCAAGGUUCAUGCAGCUCCAGGAGGAGGGUCCUCGUUAGGCUACCUAUUCGGCGAUCCUAACAAAAAAUGAUGUAUUCUCGUCCAAACAAAAUGAUUUGGUGGAUGUGCUUAUUGUAUUUUGAUUGUAUACUUUGUAAGUUGAUCUAAAAUACAAAAUUUAAUGGCAAAGGAUGGAAAAACAAUUGCUAAUGUCCAACAUUGACUUUGCAUUCUAUCUCAUUCAUUUAUUUUUUUCCAUUAUAUCUAUUUUUUAUAUGGUGAUCUACUUAGUUAGGAAAUGAAUUUGCUCGAUCAUUGAAUCAUUUAGUGCACUUUUGUACGACAUCUCUCUAAAACGGCUCUAAGGGUUAUCAUUCAUCGCAUCAAGUAAUGAAUUCUAAGGUUAUAGAUUAUAUAUUUUACCCAAUUGUACAUCAUUCACUCUCGCCCCUAUGAUGAUAUUAAGAAAUCGACAAC